Messenger RNA from Macroventuria anomochaeta, 457 nucleotides. RefSeq lists its product as uncharacterized. Lineage: Eukaryota; Fungi; Ascomycota; Dothideomycetes; Pleosporales; Didymellaceae. Bases 16 to 213 code for a protein of 65 amino acids. The record is from RefSeq and is a predicted model, not a curated record. The transcript has a single exon.
CUACUUGCUAUAUACAUGAGCAGAGGAUUGCUCAGAGCGCUCGGUACUGAGUAUACUGAUCGUACCAAGUAUACUGCUCGUACCGAGUAUACUGACCGUGCCGAGUAUACUGCUCGUGUCGAGUAUACUGCUCGUGCUGAGUAUACUGCUCGUGCCGAGUAUACUGACCGUGCCGAGUAUCGCCGACGCGGCCUCACUGCUCGGGUCGCUUGAGUUGCUCAACUGAGAAUGAUGAUCAUACUGAGUAUCGCCGACGCGGUCCCACUGCUCGGGUCGAUCGAUGCUACAGUUCUUCGGCUUCUCUCGUAUCGUUGCGUAGUCCUGUUCGUUCAGUGUUGUUGCGGGUUGCCCUUUGAUCGUAACACAAAGUUGCGUGAUGUCGUUUCAGUGUGAUCUGCUGUGAGGUCGCUGUAGACAGGGGACUAGAUAUGGGACGAAAAGGGUAUAUUGUAGUAAG